GUUGUCGCGUUUAAAGGGCAAAGGCGAACGAUUCGCCUCGUCACGGGGCAGACACGAGCGUGUGUGUGUUAAUCUCCUCACCCUGGAUGCCAGUACCUGUCUCGUAUUACAUAGCCCCCGAAUAGUCCCGUAGAACGAUGGAGAAAGUCGCCAGAGUACCGCAGCUGAGGCACUUGCUCGGCGAGUUUCCCGGCAACAUGAAGUUCUGCUUCGCCUACGGAUCAGGUGCGUUCAAACAGGUUAACAACGACGGCGAUAACAUGCUGGAUCUCAUAUUCGUCGUGCGCAACGCCAACAAGUGGCACGCGGAGAAUCUGACGAGGAACCCCGGGCAUUACGCCAAGCCGUUGAGAUUCCUCGGCCCCAAAGCGAUCACGAGGGUCCAGGAGGGAUCGGGCGCCAAGAUGUUCUACAACACGCUGGUGAGAACGAGCCAGGAUCAGCUGAUCAAGUACGGCGUGAUGUCCGAGGUUUCGCUGGUGGAGGAUCUGCUGGACUGGAACAACCUGUACCUGGCGGGCAGGCUGCACAAGCCGGUCAAGGUGCUGGUGGAGCCGGACGCAGAGAGCUCGCAGCUGCGCACCGCGCUGGUACAGAAUCUGCACUCGGCCGUGCACGCGGCCCUGCUGCUGCUGCCCGAUCACUUCACGGAGGUGGACUUCUUCAGGAGGAUCACCGGCCUGUCGUAUCACGGCGACUUUCGCAUGAUCUUCGGCGAGAACAAGGAUAAGAUCAGCAACAUCGUGCUGCCGCAGCUGCACCACUUCAAGCAGCUGUACGAGCCGAUCUUGCGGCACUUCGACAAUUACGUGCACAUCCCCAGGUCGGAUCACAUGACCGUCACGUGUCACCAGGACACCAGCCCGGCGUCCAGAGUCCACCAUUUGAAUCACCUGCCCAGAGCGCCGCAGGUUAAGCUAGUCCGGGCGUGGUCUCACGGCCCGCGAUCGAAGGACACGGAGGACUGCCUGCGCGCGAUCGCGCACGAUCCCGAGUGCUGCGACUUGUUGGAUCGCUGCCUGAAGGAGAUCGUUUGGCGGUCCAGCGUGACGCAAAGCCUGAAGGGAAUCGUGACCGCCGGGCUUGUGAAAUCCGUCAAGUACGGCGGCGCCAAGAUAAUUAAGAUGCUACAGUCCAGCCCGCCGCCUAAGCCUGAUCCGAAUAAAAUCGAGAAAAUUGUCGAGACCGUUGUAAAGAAGGCAGAGCCUAGGAACGUCGAUAAGCGCAUCGAGUAGUUAACGUUGUUCUUUUAGAUAAAAAGCUAAUUUAAUCCUGAUACACGUACAUUUUAUGUAAAUUCUUACACGAAGCCUGUAUCACAAAUAAAAUGGAUGGUUACACUCAA
Molecule: messenger RNA, 1345 nt
Organism: Wasmannia auropunctata (little fire ant)
Lineage: Eukaryota; Metazoa; Arthropoda; Insecta; Hymenoptera; Formicidae
Product: phosphatidate cytidylyltransferase, mitochondrial
Exons: 2
Coding region: 138-1235 (365 amino acids)
Biological process (GO): CDP-diacylglycerol biosynthetic process; cardiolipin biosynthetic process
Cellular component (GO): mitochondrion
Molecular function (GO): phosphatidate cytidylyltransferase activity
Source: RefSeq, a predicted model, not a curated record